UUCGCCGUGUGUCGGUUGUGAAUCUCGGAGCAAACGAAUAAAUCGACAAAAGAAAAAUAUAUCGAGCCAACUUUUAGGCGUAUAUACGUCAGCUGUAAUGCUGAAAUCUUCAAGCUGCUAAUGUGCGGCGUGAUAAACAAAAUUCAAAAGAUGGCAAGCGUGAUUUCAUCUCGCCGCAACUUUAGUUGAAGUGAACAAAUUUAAAACUCGUAAUAACAACAACAAAAACAUAAUUAAUAAAUUGAUUGAUGAAAAGUGCUCAAACCAUUGAACGAAAGUAAGCCGAUUUUUAUAAAGCCGAAAGAAAGCAAGCAAAAGAAGGCGAUACUUGCUUCUCUUUCACAAAAGCUUUCAAAAAACCCUCGUCGAACAUCGCCUGAACGCCUUCUUCUAGGAAAACAACAUCGCCUUCGGCAACCAACAGCAUCGCUAGUUGUAUUGUUGUAACUCAUCAACAGUUGUCACGAUGGCCGAUAAAGGAAAGGAAACCCCCAAAAAUACGGAACAAAAGAACCAAGUGACCCGUGCCAUGCCCGAACAGAGCAAUGACUAUCGUGUUGUUGUGUUUGGUGCCGGUGGUGUGGGUAAGAGCUCGCUGGUCUUACGUUUUAUUAGGGGCACCUUCCGUGAAACGUAUAUACCGACCAUUGAGGACACCUAUCGGCAGGUGAUUAGUUGCAAUAAAAAUAUUUGCACACUGCAAAUAACCGACACAACAGGCUCACACCAAUUUCCGGCUAUGCAAAGACUGUCCAUAACCAAGGGGCAUGCGUUCAUAUUGGUCUUCUCGGUGUGCUCCAAGCAGAGUUUAGAGGAGCUGCGACCCAUUUGGCAGAAUAUUAAAGACCUUAAGGGGCCGGACGUCGUCAAUAUACCGGUUAUGUUGGUGGGCAAUAAGAGCGACGAAAGCGCCGAGCUACGUGAGGUGUCACAAGCCGAGGGGCAAGCACAGGCAGCCGCCUGGGGCAUAUCGUUUAUGGAGACAUCGGCCAAAACCAAUCACAACGUCACCGAAUUAUUUCAGGAGCUGCUCAACAUGGAGAAGUCGCGCAUUGUGUCGCUGCAGUUGGAUGUCAAAAAGCAUAAGAAACAGAAGAAGGAGAAGAAGGUUAAAGAAAGUAAUGGUGCUAUACCGGAAAACGGCGAUGGCGGCGCAGCCGGUGCCAAGGAGAAGUGUCAACUCAUGUAAGGCUCUUAGCGCAUACUACAGUAGCAUAACGAAUCGUUGGUGUGGGAGUUAGUGAAUGAAAGGCAGCAUAUGAAGCCCAACUUCAGGCGCGCAGGCACACAUACAUAUAUUUAUGUGUGUGUG
Zeugodacus cucurbitae (melon fly) is the source of this 1312-nucleotide messenger RNA. Its product is annotated as GTP-binding protein Di-Ras2. Gene Ontology annotation, molecular function: GTP binding; GDP binding; GTPase activity. The transcript has 5 exons. The record is from RefSeq and is a predicted model, not a curated record. Bases 467 to 1189 code for a protein of 240 amino acids. Gene Ontology annotation, cellular component: plasma membrane. Gene Ontology annotation, biological process: signal transduction. Lineage: Eukaryota; Metazoa; Arthropoda; Insecta; Diptera; Tephritidae.